Nicotiana tabacum (common tobacco) is the source of this 779-nucleotide messenger RNA. Lineage: Eukaryota; Viridiplantae; Streptophyta; Magnoliopsida; Solanales; Solanaceae. The record is from RefSeq and is a predicted model, not a curated record.
AAAGGUGCCUUUAGUGUUGCUGCCAAAACCGGAGUGCCUGUGGUUCCAAUUACUAUUACCGGAACAGGCAGAAUAAUGCCAGCAGGGCUGGAGGGUAGAGUAUAUCCAGGAUUAGUUAAAGUUGUCGUCCACCGGCCUUUAAAAGGAAAUGAUUCAGAUGUGUUGUGUAGCGAAGCCAGGAAUGUGAUAAAGGAAGUGCUCGUUCAUCGAGGCUGAGGGAUAUAUUCAAUCUGUGAUUUCGUUUAUAUUUUUUCACCUAAGCAUCAGAAAGUUACAAGGAUUUGGGGAACAUGUGCAGAAAGAACUUUUACAUUGUGAGCAGUUUCAGUCGGGCUGAAGGAUAUGAACCUGGUUCAGUAUACUCAUAUGCUUGGAUGAUAUUUGUAUCAAUCAACUGAGAGAUCUAUUCAGAGUUGAAAGUGAACAUUGGCUGUGUCUUUUUGUUGAAAUUGGCAGCAGACUCCUUUGCUUGCCCUGCUCUUCUCAAUUGCCGUUACGUCAGAAGGUUGCCUUUUUGCGGCGCCAACACUUAAUUGUACUUGGCUGCCAAUAUUUUCCUUUUGAGUUUAUGCUCGGUGCACUGACAAUGUAAGAAUUUUUGUAGUAAGUUGACCUACAAAAAGUGUGGGACGCUACGUCAAGCCUGAGAUGGUAACCUAGAAAAUAGAGUAGAAACUUGCUAUAACUGGUUAAAUUGCAGUAAUGGUGUACAUUGUUUUGCACUAUCAGUGCGUAGAACUUGAGCUUAGACUCCAUUCAAGUUACAAUUUAUUUGCCUC